Messenger RNA from Pungitius pungitius (ninespine stickleback), 2315 nucleotides. Its product is annotated as zinc finger protein 239-like. Gene Ontology annotation, biological process: regulation of transcription by RNA polymerase II. Lineage: Eukaryota; Metazoa; Chordata; Actinopteri; Perciformes; Gasterosteidae. The record is from RefSeq and is a predicted model, not a curated record. Bases 15 to 1133 code for a protein of 372 amino acids. Gene Ontology annotation, molecular function: DNA-binding transcription factor activity, RNA polymerase II-specific; RNA polymerase II cis-regulatory region sequence-specific DNA binding. The transcript has 2 exons.
GUAACCAAGCAGAAAUGCCUUCAGUCGAGGGUUUGAGAGAGUUCGUCAACGAGCGACUUUCUGCUGCUGCUGAAGAAAUAUUCGGAGUUUUUAAAAGAACCAUCGUCGAGUAUCAGGAAGAGAUCGACCGGCAGCGCGGACUGUUGGAGGUUUUUUGGAAACCCGAAGUGAGGUUACACAGGAUAAAGAUCCCACAGUCACGUGUGUGUAAGGAGGAAGAGGUUCUCUCUGACCAGCAGCUCUGUCUCCAGGAGAGGAUCCCCAGUCUGGACCAAGAGGACCCAGAUCCUCCACAGAUUAAAGAGGAACCGGAGGAGCUCUGCAGCAGUCAGGAUGGAGAGCAGCUUGAACCAAAGCAGGAGACCUUUAUCUUGACUCCUACUUGUGAGGAAAGAGACCACGGUGAAGAUCAACUUCUGGAUUUGUGUACUGAUGAAACCCAGAUUGUGCUACAGGAAACCUCUCUAGGCUGCAUCUCCGUUAAAAGCACCACUGUAGAUGAACCAAGCAAUGACCACCAGCUUCUCUCUCACAACUCUCAUCAAUCUGAUAGCAUAGAUCAGAAAGGAGUAAAACGUAGUUUAACAUCAAGCAAGGAGCCAACUCCUCCAGGUGAGAAGCCAUGUUUGUGCACAAAAUGUGGGAAAUACUUUAAAACUAAAAAUAGCUUGUUGGCCCAUGUGAGAAGAGCUCACAGUGUUGAUCAACCAUAUGUAUGCGACACCUGUGGGAGAAGAUUCAUUUAUGAAUCAGAAUUUAAGAAGCAUAAAAGAGUCCAUAGUGAUGAGAAGCCAUUUUCUUGUGAAACAUGUGGAAAGAAAUUUAAAUUUAGUAGUGGCCUAAAAAUCCACAUGCACAUUCACACUGGGGAAAGGGCAUAUUAUUGUGAGAAAACAUUCACUGAGAACUCAGGAUUGAAGUUUCAUACAAGAAUUCACACUGGAGAAAGGCCAUAUUCCUGCAUCACCUGUGGGAAAACAUUCAAACGGACUGAAUCAUUGAAGCUUCAUACAAGAAUCCACACUGGGGAAAGGCCAUAUUCCUGCAUCACAUGUGGGAAAACAUUCAUUCGGACAUCAAGUUUGAAAUCUCAUAUAAAAGUUCACACCAGGGAGAAACUGUACAAUAUGUAAAAGAGAUUUCAGUGAAUCUAGUAACUUGAUCGCCCACAUGAGAAGAAUCCACAAGGGUGAAACGUCUUAGAUGCAACUCCUGUGAAGAAAUAUUUUUUAAGACUAGCGCCGAAAACAAAAAGUGGCAGAAGGCAGGUUUCCAGAAUGGAACAAAUCUUUCUCACUUGGGUAUGUAGCGGCAUGGACCCUCCUCCUCCUCAUGCAAAUCCUAUGUAAACUAUUAUCUUCUCGACCAUGGGUUUGCUGUAAAGGUUUUUUUUUUUCUAACUUUAUUGAGAUUCUAAUGUGUGGGAGACACACAUUCAAGACGGCGGAAUAGAGCUCUGGUUGCUCGCAGCUUUCCCUGCUCAUAUCUCCAAAAAUAGCAAAUCAACGAGAUCGCUUUGAACGUUUGGAAAAUCAGUUGGAUUCCAUUAAAUUGACACUUGAUCAACAUUCCAAAGACUUGGUCUCCCAGCGUAAGAUUACAACUUCUCUACAAUAACGAAUGAAGCGAGCUGAAGAAACUACCACUCAAAAUAAAGACACCAUGGUGAAACUUCAACAGAAACUUACAUCAACGGAAGAUCGGAGUAGGAGGAAUAAUCUCCGAAUUCUAAACUUGAAAGAAGGAGCGGAAGAAGAUCGGGCCUUGGCUUACCUGGUGCGUAGCCUUCUGAAAUGGUUCCCUGAACUGAACAGCAGCCUUCCGGUAAUAUGAUAAUAUCAUAUUAUAAUUAAUUAUAUUAUUAGCAAUUAUCUUGGGAGGUCAGACCUGAGAGAGUGUUCAUCUGUUCAGAUUCUAAACAGCCUGAUGUCAAAGAGGAAUUUGUGAUGGAAAUAUUCCUAAUUAUGUUUUGACUUCAAAGACUGAAUAAAUGUUCAAUUGUACUGGGUCUCUGCUCAUGUAGGUGUAGAAGGAAACUAGAAAUCAGAUAUGAUUCCAAAGACAGUACUAAAAGAAAAGAUGUUGAAUAUUCCUUUUGGAAAGAGGGAAGAUAAAUCAUUAAUAAGAGGUGUCACGGGACGUCCGGUAGAAGAAGUGGGGGAAAAGACAACAAAGGAAGACGUAACAUUCAGAAACACAUAAAUGUGAAGACAUACAAAGGGAAGUAACAAAGAGAGGAGGUCAUAACGUCAAGUUUGAGAUUCUGACGUACAGGACUCAACUCAACGCUGUAUUUAAUGGCAAAAAUAAGUCAU